Molecule: messenger RNA, 2543 nt
Organism: Gordionus sp. m RMFG-2023
Lineage: Eukaryota; Metazoa; Nematomorpha; Gordioida; Chordodea; Parachordodidae
Product: 1-phosphatidylinositol 4,5-bisphosphate phosphodiesterase delta-4-like
Exons: 21
Coding region: 99-2519 (806 amino acids)
Biological process (GO): phosphatidylinositol-mediated signaling; release of sequestered calcium ion into cytosol; lipid metabolic process
Molecular function (GO): phosphatidylinositol-4,5-bisphosphate phospholipase C activity; calcium ion binding
Source: RefSeq, a predicted model, not a curated record
UUUUGAAAUAAAUUUUAGUUUUUUGAAUGAUAUAUUUUUUAUUAAUAAAAAUAAAAUUAACCUUUAUUUAAAAAGAAGAAAUAAGAAAUUAACUGAUUAUGAGUGAAGAAAUAAAUGACGUUGUUGCAAAAGCAGAUAAUAUUGUAGAUUCUAAAAUUAUUCAAAAAUUAAAUCAAGACAAAGAUAAACACGAUGAUGAUAUGAUAAAAAUUCUCAAGAUGGGUUGCGAGUUGUUUAAAUACAAAAGGAAUGGAAAAAAAUAUAAGCGACACUUUUAUUUAGAUCCUGACGAAUUGACCAUUAAAUAUACAGGGUCUAGAAAAUUUUGGAGGGCACAGAAAUUAGUCGAAAUACCCGAUAUUAAGGAGAUACGAAUGGGACCAAAUACCCAUACUUUUCGCGCUCUCGCUAACAAAGUUAAAGCAAAUUUAGCAUUUUCACUCAUACUAGGAAACAAGCACGAUAGUCUAGACCUGGUAGCAAAAUCCCCUGAAAUUAAGGAUCAAUGGAUCUCUGCCCUAAGAUAUGUUGUAUCUCGCUACAAAAACAUGGAGCAAGAGAAAGAACACGAAAAGUGGGCGAUAGACCAUUUUAAUAAAGCGGACAUUAAUAAAGACGGUGGCUUAAGUUUCGAAGAAACCCUACAAUUGCUCAAUCAUAUGAACAUUAACAUGGAUAAAAGAUAUGCCAAGAAGUUAUUCGACGUCUCAGAUAUAAACAUGACAAGAACUAAGACUGGUGAAGAUGUUUUGGACCAAAAAGAAUUUUUAAAUUUUUAUAGAUUAUUGAUAAGGCGACCUGAAAUUGUCGACAUCAUACACAAGUAUUCAAAAAAUGGGAGCAGUUUUCUAGAGCCGGAAGAAUUACAAGAAUUUAUGAUCAAGGAACAAAAACAAAAUGACAUAAAUCUUGAGCAAUGCAAAAAAUUAAUUCAAACAUAUGACAAAACCACUAAAGAGGGUACUAUGAGUAUUGAAGGUAUGAGAUGCAUGUUGGUAUCAAGGGACCAAGCAUUAUUCAAUAAGAAUUACUUAGAACUAUAUCAAGAUAUGACCCGACCCUUAUCAGAUUAUUAUAUUAAUUCUUCCCACAACACGUACCUAAGCGAGGACCAAUUGAUAGGAGAAAGCAGUGUUGAAAAUUAUAUCAAAGCCUUGAGAGAGGGCUGCCGAUGCGUUGAAAUUGAUGUGUGGAAUGGGGUAGAUGGAGAUCCCAUUGUUUAUCACGGGCACACAUUGACUGCAAUGAUCAAAUUUGUCGAUAUAAUAAAAGCCAUAUCUACUUACGCCUUCGAAACAUCACCGUAUCCGCUAAUUCUAUCGUUAGAAAAUCAUUGCUCAAUUGACCAACAAAAAUUAAUGGCUCACUAUUUAAAAACUAUUUUAGGAGAUAAAAUAUAUGCAGAAGAAAUUAUGGAAGGAGACUUUUUACCAUCUCCUGAGUCGCUCAAAGAAAGAUAUGUAAUCAAGGGUAAAAUGUUAGACAUUCCCUAUAAGUCAGAGGAGGUUGUCAGUGAAGAAGACGAGGCCGCCGAAAUCGAUUCUGAGAUAGUCCUUAAAGAUCUGAAAAAGAAACCACAGUCCAAGAUGAUCAAACUAGCUAAGGAACUAUCAGAUUUAACAUUUUUGAGAUCAACACAUUUCAAAGGCGUUGGGCAAAGAGGUAAAUGCAACUGCAUAUGCUCGUUCUCAGAAUUGAAAGCGAUUUCUAUGAUUUCUGAAGAUGCAAGAUUAUUUGCGGAUUACAAUACUACGAACUUAAGCAGGAUAUACCCAAAUGGCAUAAGGACAGAUUCUAGCAAUUUUGAUCCCAUGUUAUUCUGGAAAGCUGGAUGCCAAAUUGUUGCUAUGAACUACCAAAGCGAUGACAAAAAAAUGCAGCUUUAUCAUGCUAAGUUUAGGGAUAAUGGAGGAAUGGGAUACCUUUUAAAACCAGAUUAUCUUCUCUCAAAUUAUGAUGAAACUUCUCCAACAGAAAGACAAGAAAAGUUAUUGAAACUCAAAAUAAUAAGCGCUCAGCAAUUACCUAAACCGUAUAGGAACGUACAUGAUAAGGAUGUUAUAGACCCAUAUGUUAAAAUAGAAGUGAUUGGCUUCAAAACUACUCAAAAGGCUAAGACCAGCAUAAUUGCAAAUAAUGGUUUCAAUCCUGUGUGGAACGAGGCCUUUGAAUUCGUAAUCGAUGAUCCUCAGUCGGCUAUAUUAAGAUUUGUCGUCAAAGAUUUCAAUUCAUCUUCCAAAAAUGAUUUUAUAGGCCAGUUUACCAUACCUUUUAAAUGUCUAAUGGAAGGUUGCAAAUUUUUCAAACUUUUAAAUAAGCACAAUCAAUCGCUUUCAAUGGGAUCGUUUAUAUUGGUGCAUGUUGACAUCUCCGUUAUCAUCACGCCCAUUUACAAAAUAAAAAAUGUAAUGCUAUACCGCCUGCUACUCUCUUUAUGUACACGAAAAUCGAAGACUUUAAAAGGGACAACUUGCCAGAAUUAUCGAAUUAUAACCUAUUAUCGCAAGAUAACUCAUUAAAUAAAGAAGUAAGCCAACCUAUUC